Acanthopagrus latus (yellowfin seabream) is the source of this 1236-nucleotide messenger RNA. RefSeq names its product glutathione S-transferase A-like. Lineage: Eukaryota; Metazoa; Chordata; Actinopteri; Spariformes; Sparidae. The coding region runs from base 109 to 789 and encodes 226 amino acids. Gene Ontology annotation, molecular function: glutathione transferase activity. The transcript has 6 exons. The record is from RefSeq and is a predicted model, not a curated record. Gene Ontology annotation, biological process: glutathione metabolic process.
AUUAACAGAGAAGCAAAACGUCCAUUUCUACUUGAGAACAAGUCGCUGGUCCCUUCAGUCUCGGUUCCCAUCAGAGGGCUCCUGCUUCAGGCUGGUAAAUCUAAGACUAUGGCCCAGAACAUGACUCUGCUGUGGGGCUCCGGCUCUGCUCCCUGCUGGAGGGUGAUGAUCGCUCUGGAGGAGAAGAACCUGCAGGGCUACAACCACAAACUGCUCUCCUUUGAUAAAAUGGAGCACAAGUCCCAGGAGGUGUUAGAUAUAAACCCCAGAGGACAGCUUCCCUCUUUCAAACAUGGAGACAACAUCGUGAAUGACUCCUAUGCUGCCUGUUUUUACCUGGAGAGUCAGUUUAAGUCCCAGGGAAACAGGCUGAUCCCAGACAGCCCAGCAGAACAAGCACUGAUGUACCAACGCAUGUUUGAGGGACUUGCCUUCUACGAAAAACUCAACGCAGUUAUCUACUACAAGUGGUUUGUCCCUGAAGACGAGAGGCAUGACUCGGCUCUGAAGAGAAACAAAGAAGCUCUGGUCACUGAGCUGAAGCUCUGGGAGGGUUACCUGAAGAAGCUGGGCUCAGGCUCCUACCUGGCAGGAAAGACCUUCUCACUGGCGGACGUGACCGUCUUCCCCACUGUUGCGUAUCUCUUCAGAUUUGGGCUGUCUGCUGAGCGUUACCCAGUACUGGGAGAGUAUUACGCUCUGCUGAAGGAUCGGCCCAGCAUCAAAGCCAGCUGGCCGCCUCACUGGCUGGAGAACACUAAGGGACAGGACACACUCAAAGACAUCUGAGGUUCUCACACAGUUUGGAUCGAUUCUACAGACACAUUUAGCUGGAUAGGUUCAGCUCAGUGUGUCAAAUUUGAUACAGCUUUUUUAAUUUUACUGACAAUGAAAAUGUGAUUACCUGUGUGCUGCUGCAACUGCUGCAGAAAUGGUUCUUUUUAUUUCUGUCAAGCUAACUUUCAGAUUUAGUUUAUUUUAGGUCUAUUAUAACCAUGUUCCUGCCAGAUCUUUCUUCUUUUUAGUUUUUUUUUUUUUUUUUUAAAUGACCUGGUAAACACAGGCUUGUAGGGUUUACAGGCAGGCAGCAUAAAAACGAGGACCUUGAUAUUGUUGCGAUAACAAUUUUUGUUUCCAAUAUACAUGGCUUGUACAUGUAACAUUAAUCUGUUGACUAAUACAUGCACAUGUUACUAUGAUAACAGGAAUAAAGUUAAUGUUUCAUCUUUUACUUCA